This is a messenger RNA of Cervus elaphus (red deer), 1027 nucleotides long. RefSeq names its product olfactory receptor 2T1. Lineage: Eukaryota; Metazoa; Chordata; Mammalia; Artiodactyla; Cervidae. Gene Ontology annotation, molecular function: olfactory receptor activity; G protein-coupled receptor activity. Gene Ontology annotation, cellular component: membrane. Gene Ontology annotation, biological process: G protein-coupled receptor signaling pathway. The record is from RefSeq and is a predicted model, not a curated record. The coding region runs from base 1 to 966 and encodes 321 amino acids. The transcript has a single exon.
AUGGGAUCAAUGGAAGAGUACAACACAUCCUCUACAGACUUUACCUUCAUGGGGUUGUUCAAUAGAAAGGAAACAUCAGGCCUGCUUUUUGCCAUCAUCUCUAUUAUCUUUUUUACUGCACUGAUGGCCAACGGGGUCAUGAUAUUUCUGAUCCGCACUGAUUCACACCUCCACACUCCCAUGUACUUCCUACUUAGCCACCUCUCCUUCAUUGACAUGAUGUACAUCUCUACCAUUGUGCCCAAGAUGCUGGUAGAUUACCUACUGGAUCAGAGAACCAUCACCUUUGUGGGAUGCACAGCUCAACACUUCCUCUACCUCACUCUUGUGGGAGCUGAGUUCUUCCUGUUGGGUCUCAUGGCCUAUGACCGCUACGUGGCCAUCUGCAACCCACUCCGCUAUCCAAUCCUAAUGAGCCGCCGUGUUUGCUGGAUGAUUAUAGCAGGUUCCUGGUUUGGGGGCUCUUUAGAUGGCUUUCUUCUAACUCCCAUAACCAUGAGUUUCCCUUUCUGCAACUCUCGGGAAAUUAACCACUUCUUCUGUGAGGCACCUGCAGUCCUGAAAUUGGCUUGUGCAGACACAGCUCUCUAUGAGACAGUGAUGUAUAUGUGUUGUGUCUUGAUGCUGCUGAUUCCUUUCUCUGUGGUGAUUGCCUCCUAUGCUCAAAUCCUGACCACAGUCCACCGCAUGAGCUCAGUGGAAGGGAGAAAGAAGGCAUUUGCCACCUGUUCAUCUCACAUGACAGUGGUGACCUUGUUCUAUGGGGCUGCCAUGUACACGUACAUGCUGCCACACUCUUACCACAGGCCAGAACAAGACAAAGUCUUCUCUGUGUUCUACACCAUCCUCACACCCAUGCUGAAUCCACUCAUCUACAGUUUGAGAAACAAAGAUGUGACUGGAGCUAUGAAGAGGGUACUGGGCAGCUUCAAGGGUACACAGAGAGUGUCAGGGGAUGCUUUUUGACACUUGGCUCCUUCCUAUGCAAAUGGUGAAUGGGAGCCUCUUUGACCAAUGUGGCCAUACU